GUGGAGCAUCGCUAUAUAACCCGAAGCAGAGCAUCUCUCGUCCACUGCAACAUACAAGUCAUCUCAUACAAUUCACCAUGACGAAACUUGUUAUACUCCUGUCUUUAUUAGCCUCGGUAUCGGGUUUGAUCGUGAAGCGCCAGACAUGUACAGACAAGAUCCAGAACUGUGUGAGCUAUGGGAAAGACGUUUGUUCAACAUACACGCAGUGGGCGCAGGCCAACUGUUGCGGAUUCUGUGCGGGAAGUUCACAAACAAGUCCCUCUUCACAACAAUGUGUGGACAAGCUGCCAAAUUGUGCCGACCUUGGAGGUGACCUGUGUUCUACCUAUGUUGAGUUCGCCCAGAUCAACUGUCAAAAAACUUGUGACCUUUGUCAAACUACCAGCGCUCUGGGCGGGAGCUGUGCUGACAAGCUGAACAAUUGUCCGGCCUACGGGAAGACGGUCUGUGGUGGCCAGUAUUCGGACUGGGCCAAGGAAAACUGUCCACAGUACUGCAAUUUAUGCCCAAAUGGUGCCAUCACAGGAUCAACUCAAGUGUGCGUCUUCAAGGGCAAAACAUACAACGAAGGCGACUCUUGGGCAGAUGGCUGUGACAAAAACUGUACUUGUGUCAGUGCUCAGAUUGGAAAAUACCUCUGCCAGUCUGUGUGCCCCAACUACAAGAAUCUCCCAGCUGGAUGUCAGAUGGUGAAGCAACCAGGAGCCUGUUGUGCUAAACCUGACUGCCCUAGCCUCAGUAAUGUGUGUGUGUACAAGGGUCAGUCCUACCAACAGGGUCAGACUUGGGUCGACGGCUGCGACUACCGCUGCACCUGCACUGAUGGGAAGACCGGACACUACCAGUGCAAAUCCAGGUGUGUGAACUGGAACCUGCUGCCAAGCUGCCACUUGGACAACCCCGCCCCCGGGAAGUGCUGCCCCACCCCCAACUGUCCCGCCAAUGUCAAGAUCAACUAUCCUGCUGGCUAUGUGCCAGAAUAAACUAUCAUAUUUCACCUGAAAUGAUUAAAAUACUGUACUCAA
Molecule: messenger RNA, 1028 nt
Organism: Haliotis rufescens (red abalone)
Lineage: Eukaryota; Metazoa; Mollusca; Gastropoda; Lepetellida; Haliotidae
Exons: 9
Coding region: 78-986 (302 amino acids)
Molecular function (GO): protein binding
Source: RefSeq, a predicted model, not a curated record